AUGCCUAAAGUUGUUAUUAUUUCCUCUGAUGAAGAGAGGUUCCCGGUCGACGUGGAGGUUGCCACCAAGUCUGUCCUUAUCAAGAACAUGAUUUCUGACUUGAAGCCAGACUUGGAAGAAGACGACGAGGACUUCGAGAUCCCUACUCCAAACGUCAGAGCCAACGUUUUGGCCAAGGUAUUGGAGUGGUGUGAACAUCACAAGAACACCAUCUUCCCAGAUGACGACGAUGAAGAUGCCAGAAAGUCUGCUCCUGUCCACUCGUGGGACAGAAACUUCUUGAAGGUUGACCAGGAGAUGUUGUACGAGAUCAUUUUGGCUGCCAAUUACUUGAAUAUCAGACCAUUAUUGGAUGCUGGAUGUAAGAUCAUUGCUGAAAUGAUCAAGCACAAGUCUCCAGAGGAGUUGAGGAAGACAUUCAACAUUGUCAACGACUUCAGUCCUGAAGAGGAAGCUGCCAUCAGAAAGGAGAACGAAUGGGCUGAGGACAGGUGA
This is a messenger RNA of Candidozyma haemuli, 495 nucleotides long. It is a transcript of the gene SKP1, whose product is annotated as SCF ubiquitin ligase subunit. Gene Ontology annotation, cellular component: nucleus; cytoplasm. Gene Ontology annotation, molecular function: cullin family protein binding. The coding region runs from base 1 to 495 and encodes 164 amino acids. The record is from RefSeq and is a predicted model, not a curated record. The transcript has a single exon. NCBI's taxonomy places the organism in Eukaryota, Fungi, Ascomycota, Pichiomycetes, Serinales, Metschnikowiaceae. Gene Ontology annotation, biological process: SCF-dependent proteasomal ubiquitin-dependent protein catabolic process; mitotic cell cycle.